Umbelopsis ramanniana AG is the source of this 10656-nucleotide messenger RNA. RefSeq lists its product as uncharacterized. Lineage: Eukaryota; Fungi; Mucoromycota; Umbelopsidomycetes; Umbelopsidales; Umbelopsidaceae. The transcript is spliced from 10 exons. Bases 59 to 10609 code for a protein of 3516 amino acids. The record is from RefSeq and is a predicted model, not a curated record. Gene Ontology annotation, cellular component: peroxisome.
UGGACAAACUGAAGGCUUUAUGACAGCUGCUUAUACUUUCUAACGCCUAAUAAUUCUAAUGUCUAACGCCGAACAAGUGAAGUUUUCGAACGGGGUAAUGAAUGAAGUUACCAACAACGAUUCAAAGUCUGGAACUACGAAUAAUACCACAAAUAUGGCAGAUACAAAAGCAAAAACUUCCGAACCAAACCUUGACAUGCAGAUGCUUGAUGCUCGGAUUUGUAUUGCUCUAGUGCAAUUUUCUCGUAUGAGGACCAAAAAUGAAUAUCAUCAAUGGCUUUUGAGAAAUAUUGGUGUACCCCUUUCCGUCAAAACUUAUGGAAACGUAAAGAUUCUGUACCUAUCUGAUGAUAUCGAAAAGGUCUGGUCUAAAGACUAUACGAAACCGGAUGCGCAGACUCCCCGGUCGUUAUUGACUACUAAAGAAGAGUCGCCGAUGACAAGCCCAGGACAUGAUCGGUCGAGACGAUACUAUAACCCCAACCUCUAUGUGCUAUCGCCACAUACACAUAUAUUGAGCAUUGCAAGCGAAUAUCGCACCGUCUAUAUGGUAGAUAUGAGCGCUAGUCUGUCGUCAUUGGAUCCGGCCGAAGGCACGGUCCUUAUGAGUCAAGUAUUGGAGAAGCUCGAAAAUUGUUUGGAUGGAAUUUGUAGGCCAUUCUCCUAUAGAGUCGCGGAGGGCGUGAUAGUAGAGAUAAAGCCAAAAAUCAGAAUCAGCGUCAUUGCAGAGUGUUCACAGUUCGCUUCCAACAUCAACGUCAUCCCACUACUCAGUGACCAUCCAACAAUGAAAGUUUUCCUUCAAAACGUGGUUCUCACUCCGGAUAACCUACAGCAAGUCUUACAUCGCCUAAGAGCGGAUUUCCACGAUUUUCAAAAGGAAUACGUCAGUUUUCGCAAAAGUCUUUCAUGUCGCCAAGCGAAAACCGACUACGAUUUGGACAUCUCUACUGAGCAUCCAGUAGGACAAGAAAGAGUCUUGGGACACGUACAGCCAACAGAUAACCUAAUUUCUGCAAUAGAUCAACCCGUAUCAAACCAAGAGACUCCGACCACUACCACAUCAGCACAAGAUUCUUUGGAAGGAAAAGAUAUGCCACGAGACUCAUACUAUGGGAAGCAUGGGCGAAACAAGAACGCAGAUCGUGACGCGGGACUUGAUGCCCGUCGCCAUUCUAAUAAGUCUCCUAUCACUGGGCGAUCAAAGAGAGAAGUGUGGGGUCUUGGACGAACGGGAGCAAACUUGACGUACUUACUUUACGCUUGUCACCUGGCAUUGAAGCUGUUGCCGCAGGACGGACGGCCCAAUGUUGUUCUCAUCACUGAUGGUGUGAUGAAGGCUAGUUUACAAGAAGAAUCCGUAGUCAAAUUGUUUGUUGAGGACGAUAUUGCUUGUACUAUCAUCCAAGUGGGAUCCGGGCAUCGGCACGCAGUGACGGCCAACUUUGGCUUUGUUCCCGAUGACGAUAUCCUUCAAUAUGUUGCAGAAGCUACUGGUGGUCAUUACCUUCUGGCGGACAAAUGCCGACGUGUGCAAGAACCUUUGAUUAACGUUCUCUCACAAACAUCUGAUUUGGAUGAAGCUGCCACGCCAGAUCCCGUCACAUCAAACGACUCUUCUUAUUUUCCAUCAACUCAGCUUGGCGAACAACUGAAUAGUAGACUUAACGAAAUCUCGCAUCCUGUCGUGCGGUAUCUAACCGAUCAGGAGCCACGUCAUCCAAACUUUUAUCAUAACCAUUUGUUGAUUUAUGAACGCUCGUUGACAAAGAGAAAAAAAUUGGAAGCGAAGAAUAGCCACGGUAGCGGAAACAAGUCGAUAUGGCCUCAACAGGGUGCAGAAUCUCAAACAUUACAUCACGAUCAGCAUGAUCGGCAAAAGACCAUUCUGCAGAGAAACUAUCCAUGGGACCCUUUUGCAAAGCCGAUAGAGCCUGUCAACCGUCUACUCAAAUACUAUGAGUACGCCCUUCCAACAGAGUUCUCACAUGUUGUUGCUGCAAGAACUCGACAAGGUUUUAUCAUCAAUUCUAUCACCAUUUCGAAAUCUUUGAAAACGCUGAGGAAUGGACAGGAAACGAUCGAAGACCCUUUUUCGUUUUGCAAAGAGCAUAUUCAGAUAUCAAUGACCCUAGCUUGGCAACCUAAUGUUACAAUUGAGUACAGAAUACAGGCAUCGUGGUUCCCUCCCCCAACAGGAACACCGCUGCUCAGCUCCACCUUUCUUUCUGAUUCCGAAUCUCCUACGUCAGGUUCACCGUCAUCCAUACCGAUAGAUGGCAAAGCUAUGAUGCUGGCUGGUGGUAUAUUUUCAAGGGCAAAGGCACCAAGGGCAGAGAUUUUUGUUAGAACCCAUAUUGAGUAUGCACAUAUGCUCCAAAAUUGGGAUGUAUUCACCAGAAGAAUGCAAAUGCUAGGUGUCGUUACUGGAUCAGUGGCUCCUGGAGAUGCUCGCGCUGCACCUAUCUAUGAAAAAUUGGGUCGUUUGAGACAGUCAUUGGAUCAUAUUCGUGAACUAGACGAGAUACUGAGAACCAUAGUUACCUUCAAUACUAGACAACUGUCUUCUCUAACGAUGAGGCCGUAUGCUAAGAAUUCUUUCGUUGAGCCACAGACAUUGCGCCUGCAACAAUACGAAAUCUAUGUCAACAGCUUCAAGACCUUUUGGGAGUCAAUCAACAAAAACGAAUUUCGAUAUCAAAUGCGAUGCUUUUACGACCACGCUAGUGUCGACUUCUUAAUAAGCAACAUAUCGCCUUAUAUGUCACCUAGACUGACUUCAACGUAUAAUCAAGAUUAUGUUAGCAAUGUUGAAGCAGAAAUCGCUAUUGGACUGGACAAAAUUACAUCAAUGCUCAGUUCCUGGGCGACUCUUGUUGGACCUGAUGGUACAUUUGUCAAGCUGAUCCACCGUUCUAACUAUUCGCACACUCCUUUGGAAAGUCAACGCGGUGCAAGACAGACGGUAUCUACACCUCCUUUAGAGUUACCAGCAUUAUUGCAUUUAAGCUCUGCAUCAACAUCUUUUUGUGAAAUUCGACUAUGGAGGGAAAUUGGAUGCCUCGUUACUCUACAUGUAGUUUACUACAAUGUCGAUGUUAUGUCGCGCCAAGAUGUGCUACGAGAUUUGCGUACACUGAUUCAGAAAGCGAACGAAACUGAAGGACCUGGUUCAUACGCAAUAUGUAAACGACCUCUAUCAACACUCUUGAUGAGAGAUUCAGAUCAUCUCAGCGAAGCUGAUUCAUUCACCCAUAUUCCAAAGGCAUUGAUGCCUUUACAGCAAGGCAAGAAAUUCAGCGAGCAGUAUUGGUAUAUGCCAAGUGCGCUUUGGCUCAAUGGUCAAUACAUCGUUCAAAAUCACCUGAGACAUAUGACAUGGACUUGGAAUACCAACAACGAUCAUGAUGAAUAUCAUCGCAAAAAUAAGAUGAUGCCUCUUUCCGAUCUUGCUUUCCAGUUUUUGUGCCAUGCCCGAUUGAACCAAGAUUAUCAGCUUGUUUUACCAAGACAGGACAGAACCCACUUUUACAAAGAGAACAUGACGGGAUAUUCUGAUAACCAGACAUGUGCUAUUCAGUACUUCAUCUGGAAAGAUGCUAAAUCCGGUCGCAUCACAACCGAAUUAUGGAUGGAACCAGCGGAAACACCAUCGUUAGAAGACCAAUAUUCUUAUGUGAAAGAGGAUACAUUUGAAUUUGAUAAGACGUGUCUUUCUCGUCUGGUUACUUUUGAUCAGAUCCACUCUGUUGGUCGCCUCAAGGCGGUUGCUGAGAUCUCGGACGACAGUAUGGAACCAAAACUGGAUGAAGAUCCCGAAAGUCAUAUUCCGUUGCGGACCAUGUCAUUAUCCACCAUAUUUGAUUUAACAGCUGCCCUUCGCCUUGGUGCCAUAUUGAUGCCUCUUUAUGCAUGUCCUCGUUUCUUGGAAGAGAGCAAAAGCAUAUGCUCCUCGCCCGGAUCUUGGGUGAAUAGUGGAUCGAUCACGCCUGAUAAUUUGCUCUCCCCAUCAGACGAAAUGACAAACUCAAUGUUUCUAGAAGAACAAUCUGCUUCCAAGAGUAGACCCGUUUCUCGUCCUGUGAUUUCGUCAGCAACUCCAGCUUCAAGGCAGCACACUCUUACAUCAGAAAUAUCCGAUGCUGAUUUUCCCAAUUACAAAAAUGUUGCCGCGUAUAUCCAACAUCACAAAGAACAGUUUUCGAAAUUGAACGAACUGAACCAAGAUUAUAUACUUCUUCACGCAUCCGUAGAAAGCGCAAUUUCGGAAGAAAUCACAGGUGAAAUACUUCUGGGUCAACAUGAUAGCAACACAUUAUUCUGGGAGGCAGCUAUGGCAUCUAUGACAACAUCAUCAAACGAUACAUGUGUAGAGAGCUCUUUAUCUUUAGUGAAAGAUAUCAAUGAUAUGCGCUGUUUCGUCCAGACCAUCAAUCCAAGAUCUUUUAUCGCCAUUCUACUACCUAAGGUGUCGGUAAUCAUGGAUGCCUUGCUUGAAAACCAGGAGAGUCCCCGCACACCAUCUUCAGCUCGUUCUAGAGAGAACUUUGACCUUCAACUCCUCCAUGCCACUGUAGAGCAUCGAUUGAAGGCUAUGAAGGAAACAUCUUAUGUUCCUGUCCUGAUGUUUGAAUGCGUACGUCAGCGACCCCUACGACCACUCCCACAAGAAAAACAAAACCUGGGUAGAAACGUCUCAAACCAUAGUGAACUUGCGGCUUUGUUAGAUGACCCACUGGAAUUGACAAUUACCCCUGUCAAUCAACCCAAAGACGACACCAAUGGUAACUUUGACAUUGAACCGCGGGUAUACCAGGGCAAAUUUUCAACUAGUAUCGCGACAUUAUCGACGCAUUCAUUUAAGCUGCAAAGACAUAUCGAUUACAUCUAUGCCAAGUGCUUUAUGACAAGCAUUUACGCCUGUAUGUUACAAGGCAGAAUGGUGGAUGAACAAGACAUGGAAAAUAUGGUGAAAAUGCUUAGACAAGAUUAUAUCAAGGUUGAUAUUACGGAGUUUCUCAAUUCGCGAUCCCUGUUGCAUCAGCUUGGCGAGGAAUGUAACGAUGAUGUGGAAGCAGAUAUACAGCAUCGAUUUUUGUCUGUAAUGCAUUAUUACUUGGAACCUGUGCGCACUUCAAAAUCCGGCCAGUCAGACGUCUACUAUUUCAGACCUCCCAUGACAUUCAUUUCUAAGGCGGGACAUCGCCGCAAAUCAACUCUAUCGGUUUCGCAAGGUUCUAAUCUCGAUCGUCUAGCUUCCUAUGCCGAACACCCACUUUUAAUUCGACUGGAGUGUGUUUUCCACAAAAAAGCGGACGCUGAACUCCCGGAAGGCCCUGAAACACAGAUUGAGCAAGUUAUACCUGUAUCUGGUCUGCCAACGAGUUACAAAUCGCUAGGAAAAUCUGGUGAGAACUUCGAUUACGAACCUCAUGGUAUAGGCUCGGACCAUUCUCCUGUUGCAUCACGGGACGGCACCCGCGCCGAAUUGAUCCUUGUGUGUAUGACAAUACCACAAUUGCUCAUUGACGACCAUUACAACGCUGAGGCGGAUACACAUCAGACACCCUCGAAACCUAAAGAUGGUCAAGAAACUGAAUCAUCAAAAGAUGCCAUGGAAUUAUGGAAGUCAGCAAACAUAUCGGAAUACCAAAAAAAUGCUCUGAUUGAAUCGGAAGCUAGACUCUCUUGGUUUUUGAAGGAGGAGGUUAUGCAUAAUCUGCUGCUUUUACCCACUGUCACAGAAUUGACCUUGAAGUACAUCGAGGAGCAGCUGAUUAAGAAAAAUCCGUUUGUCGACUUUCCAACUUCGAUGGUGCUUCCGCUAAGUUUCGUUCGUAAUAACGAGAGGACAAUGAACGUAUUCUUGGACGAACUAGACCGAGAUGAAAGUGGCCACUAUCAUUUCGCCAGGGUUAACAACUAUUUCUACGUCAAGGGUGAACCGGAUACCAAUCUGAAAAGUCCAUCCAUAUCUUCGUUGAAUGCAUCUAUGAACGAACAACAGGACCAAGGCGUUCCUACAUUCAAUGACGAUUUUUGUCAUGGCCUAGGCAUUAGUGUACUCACAGCUGAUGAGCAUACGGAACUGGAGAAUGAUUCUCAAGCUCAUGGAAUUGAUAAUCCACACUUCUGGCUUAUACUGCUACCUCGGCAAAAUGACAUACAAAUAUACUUUUACUCAAAGCAUCAUCUCAGCCAUCGAUCAGAGAUUAUAAGAGGAGUGAAGCAACACGUUUUGGAAAUCCAGGAAAAAGUCAACCGGCUCGUCUUACUGCACGAAUUGAAUGAGACCCGAAUAUGCAGUAAAUAUCUGGAAGUCCCUGAGUACGCUGAGGACGAGAAUCUGUCUGAAGGCAAUAACAGUGAUGAGACCGAUGCUAACAAACAAGAUCAAACUCAAUCAUCGUCAGAGACGUCAGUGUCAACAACUGCAGCGGAAAACUCGUUCCAGCUAGGUCAAUUUACAUGUCCUUUGCUUUACACCAAAAAAUUUCUGCUGCAUUGGAGGAUUCCGAUCAAUGGCGCGUUCAAAAGUUUGGCGACCGAAACAUUUCGAAUGUUCGCUGUCAAGAACAAGGCACAUAUGUUUGUCAUUGAGCGCGAGAAUACUGUAGUGUACUGCAAAUUAUAUGAAGAAUCGUCAGGAAAUGUAAACCAUAUGGUUACUAAACUGAAAGACAUUCGAACACCAUCAACCAUUGCGGUAUCAUCUACGGUACCAUCUACCCCAAUAUCGGCAUCUUCAUCCGCCAUCAAAGAAACUUUUUCUUCCGGUACACCGCAGCAGAGAGGAAAAGUGCAGAGUUUGGAAGGAUCAUCUACCGAGAUAGAUUCAUCCAAUUCAAAGUACAAGGCACAGGAUAGCCGAUAUCUGAUAUUGGAUGUUUAUGGAGUUGAGCUACCUUCGUGGAUUGAACAUGAGCUGAUUGAGAUGGUGGAAAAUCGGUUAAUGUCUAACAUCACGUUGAGAGAAAUGCAACAAUUUCUUCUUAGAAACCCGACAUCCAAACUGUCGCCUGCGGAUGUGGAAUACCUGCUUCCCAGCCAGAGACCUCCAACAAAGCAAAUUCUGCGCAUACCCACUGUCGUUUCCAAUCCCAUUAGCCUCUUGGAGCUCAUCAAGCAGAGCCUUUUGGCUACAGAGUCAUUCCAUAAUAUGGCAGCCUCGGACAUUAAGGAUGCCAUUGUUUCUCAUUACCACUCAAUUCGAAAAUCUGUGGAGGAGGAUGCUUUUCUUUGUCGCAGAUCAUCCAGCAUAGCUCAACUCAAGAGCGUCGUUAAGGUUCCAAUAGCAGAAUACUCCUUCUACUACAACUGCGCAAAUCGAUCACCUACUUCUUCCACAGCUGUUGAAAUGGAAGCGGGACAAGGUUUGGCAGGAAUUUGUAUCAUGCUAAUGGAUUCCGCCUGCAAACCAGUAGCAUCCGUCCCAGUAUAUGAUGACGAUGAACUCGAUUAUACCAGUGUGAAUGAGCUAAAGCAUGUCUUGGAAGACGAAUUUAGGGAUGCGAGUGUCCGAACCGCUAACUUCCAUAUUAUGAUUGAGGUAUGGUCUUACGGUCAAUGCAGUGCAGAAGUCUUACAAAAGCAUAUUUGGCGCUGCUAUGGCCAAAGUCUUUGUCACUACAUCAUACGGGAAACUGCCGAUGCUGCUGAAAAGAUGAGAAGAUCCGAUACUCUUUCUAAACCACAGCGGCUGCACACUAUGAACUACCAUUCGCAUUUCGACAAAGUUUUUCUGGCUUUGAAGUAUGCGGCUGAUUGGGGAAGCACGAUCAUCUCACCACUCACAAAACACGUAUUCCUACAACCAUGGAGUAUCGACGACAUAUUGGCCAAAGCAUCUCAAGAAAUAGAAAUGAUCACUCAACAAUCCCCAUCAUUGUUGAUACAUCGCUCUUCAGAUGCCAGCGGUUCAACCAACCUAGAUCAUAAACUACCGUGGUCAUUGCAUAAUGUUACGCACCAUCUUCAACAAGUGGUUAGAGAAGCUGAUGAGUUUGUGAUCGUUAAUGGAUUGCUGGACAACCUUACGAACAAGAACAAUACGGAUUCUGCAGUUGAUAGGAGAGGCAGCCAUGAAAGCGAACUAUCUGCAAAGUCAACAAGUGACCCACACUCUCGACGAGGUUCUACCGAUUCCAGUAUGCUGGAUAGAUCCAUCAAGUCAGGCAAGGAUGAAGUUGCAAGAAGGCAAAUUUUAGGCAAUUCUUCUGUUUCGAAAACGGAAGAUGUAACUGACCCUGGCUAUCGCAAACGGUCGAACUCUAACGUAUCUCAAAGACAACUGCUUGAAGUUCUUCAAUCACACAAGAAGAGGUGUUCCAACAGUAUUUUCAAGCAUUGCUUUGUAUUAAUGAAAGUGGAUACCACCAAUCUCAGCAUUUAUACCUUUAACUGGCCAAGCACAGUUAGCAACCAUCUGAUCAAUACUCUGGAUAGAAUUGUCACCUUCCAGGAAUCACGGGCUCAAAUGUUAUCCAAUAUAGUUCACCAAAAGAUGGGAUUAUUUCAUCACACCAUGCCGUUCAAAAACAUACUCGAACCACUGUGCGCAACAUCAAAGCUGCCCGCGUCACAAAGUCCGAAAACUGGAGGUACUGUAACCAUGACCACUCCACCCACUGUGCACAAGCGCUUGUCAGAGAGUAAGGUCAAAGUAUCUUCUCCAAAACCCAUUGAAAAUCGAGAGAACCCGGUUACCCUCGACUCUCUUACGGAACUUGUGUUUCUUUCCGGUACCUCGUCGUCCAUCGCCGCAGCAAAGGAAUUAAACCGCGCGCAGAAAGGCCAAGAAAAAGUUCACACCGCCGCUCGUGUCUUACAACCAAACAACAUAUUGAGGGAUGUCGUUUAUGAGAAUACAGGUUCACCCACUGUAUCUAAAGUCGAUGACCCUCUCAUUCGACAUGCACAAGGAUUCCUUGAGACUUAUCUUCGGCAAUCUCGUAUUCGAACAGCGCAUGAGAAAGCUUUCAAAGUGUACUCCAAAUGGGCUAGCCGCUAUGUCGAUCUUUCUAACCACUCGUCCAUGGAAACUAUGUCUUCUUCGGAUCUAACUAUCAUCAUGGGCUCAGCUCGUCUACUUCACUUUUGCCGUACACCUCUAGUGCUUGCUUCCAUAAAUACCCCAUUAUCAACCAAAGACGAUGAUGAUGAAGCUACUAGCCCUAAAGUUAAAAAUCCAUCUUCAUGUGCUAGCAAAUGGUAUUCCAAUGUGGUCAAAACUCUUCUAAAAGAAUACGCCACGUAUCUUGAAGGAGUUGGCAUGCAUAUCAUAAGCUUCGAUACUCAAGAUGUCAAUGGUGGAACCGCCGAUCAAAAACGGGGAUCCGAUGUUAGUGCAACUGUGACUACUGAGGCAGAGAGUCCUACAGUUUAUUUACUCAAGGUGUUUGAUGGAGGCUCUGUACUAUGCCAAGUUCGAGUAUACGAAGGUUUUGUCUCGGUCACUCUCUAUACCCUUCACCGCCGCUAUGGUCGACUGAGUCUAUGGGCGUAUGCUGACGAAGGACGUGAAACCAAAAGACAACGCUUCAAGGCCUUUACCGAGGAAUGUGACAAUUUUAAAACACUCAUUCAUGUAAAUUCAUUUGUAUUCGAUUUCCAUUUGCGCUACAUGCAGCGUAUGCUUAACACGCCGGAAAACCUGUCGUCCUCCGUCAAUCUUUUGGCGGCCAUUCGCGCUUUUGAACGACUGUAUACUAAUCCAGCCAAUUAUUCUCGAAAUCGAAUCGUGAGCGGCUAUAUUCAUGUGGACAUAGAUAUUAGUGCUGAGAGGUUACUAUCAACGGCAUACCGUCAUGCCAACAAAAUUGGCUGUAAAGCCCUCCACCAUGAUAACAAUGUCGUCGCCUGCUUUGUCAACAGCAACGACCCUUCCUUUAAUGAAACUGCGGCUAGCACCACACCUUUCCAGUUUUCAUUGAUUCUCUGCUCAUUGGACAAGCAUGACGAGGAUUAUGAUAAGAAUACCCUACGACUUCGAUACUUUGUCAUCGUCACAUACGAUGACACCACUAUAUCAUCCUCUACUCGCUCCAAGCCAACACCUUUAGCAAUUCUCAAGUCCCACCCUAGCAUUGGUCAUGUUGAUCCCUUGGAUGAAUUACUGGCGCCAGAGAUUGGGUUGACACUAGGACAAGUGGUGCGCAGCGCUCAGGCCAAGAUAGAUUUUAUGAUAUCCAAGCUUCUGCUGUACUAUCGACGAGAUCUUGAUUGGAGUCACAUAUAUGAACGCGUAGACAGCCAUAGCUAUCAAGAAAUCGCUCCUCUGCUACAUCAGUUUGAUACCGUCGACCUUAUGACUGCUGAGCCUAAUUUUGCCCGUUAUUUGAAAAUGAGCCUUCCGUGGGACAAGGUGCUAGACUUGAUCUGCAAGUGCUACGGUGGCGGAGUACGAAAAAUGGAAAACAAUGGCGAGAAACACCUGUUGCUGUUCAACGCUCGCUACAUGGAUUACCUUUUGCACUUCCGGGUAGGAAAGGGCAUCAAAGUAGAAAUGGUCAGCCGAGAACCACGCAGCCAAUUGUUAGAGCCGGCGGAGAAGCAACAAAUCACCGAAAUAGGAACCUUGAUUGGCUACUUACUGUGGAGAUUGAGAUGAGGUUUUGUACAUAAAAAUAAAUGAGUUUUUUUUUUUACCCCAACGUA